AUGCCCGAAGAGGAGGUGGAGGACACCUACGACCCCGAAUGCCACUUCUGCGUCAUCGGCAAAACCGCAAAGCCCACCCCCAACCCCACCAUCGCCGCCAGCCCUCUCGCCUCCGCCUACCUCGUCCUCGCGACGCACAGCGUCGUGGGCUUCCUCGAGGUGGCGCCUAUGAGCCGCGGCCACAUCGUGCUGCUGCCGCGCGAGCACGCGGGCAAGAUCAGUGAUCUCUCGUCGGGGGAGAGCGCGGUGCUGGGGUUCUGGUUGCCGAUUGUUAGUAGAGGGGUGAUGGCGGGGUUGUUUGGAGCGAAGUGGAGGGAUCAUGAUGAGAGUUGGAAUAUCUUGCAGGCGAAUGGCAAGAUGGCAGGGCAGACAAUCAAGCAUGUGCACUUCCAUAUCAUCCCGCGGCCGCGCCCGGAGAUGAAGUCUGUGUAUGGGGAGACGCGGGAUCCGAGCGAGAUGUUGUCGUAUGAGAAGAGGCGGGAUAACCUGGAGGAGGCGUUGUCGUCGAAGAUGCAGGAUGAGAAGUCGAUUGAGGCGUGUCAGCUGAUUAGGGCGGCGUUGAAGAAGGAGAUCUUGAGGAUGAAGUUGUCGGGGAAGAUUGCGGAGGGGGAUGAUGAGUGGGAUUUGUGGUCGAUGGAUGAUGGGAAUAAGGUAUUGCAGUUGUAG
This is a messenger RNA of Pseudogymnoascus verrucosus, 666 nucleotides long. RefSeq lists its product as uncharacterized. Bases 1 to 666 code for a protein of 221 amino acids. Lineage: Eukaryota; Fungi; Ascomycota; Leotiomycetes; Thelebolales; Thelebolaceae. Gene Ontology annotation, molecular function: catalytic activity. The record is from RefSeq and is a predicted model, not a curated record. Gene Ontology annotation, biological process: nucleotide metabolic process. The transcript has 2 exons.